This is a messenger RNA of Serendipita indica DSM 11827, 627 nucleotides long. The record is from the annotation of a GenBank genome assembly. Lineage: Eukaryota; Fungi; Basidiomycota; Agaricomycetes; Sebacinales; Serendipitaceae.
AUGACCACCCAACAACAAAAAGCUUAUCUAGACCCCUUCACCACGGUCGCACAGUCGAACAAUGACUUGUCCGUGGACUCCAAAGUCGAGACACUCGGGAAGAUCCUCAAAGCAGCCCGUUUCUGCAUGAUGACAACGCUCUCAACCGACGGAAGCGAGCUUCACUCUCGGUGCAUGUACCCUGCCUCGACAGAGAAUCUCCAGUUUCAAUUUGUUGCAAACAAAGUUUCGUACAAGUUUGAAGAACUCAACAAGAACAACCUUAUUCAUCUUAGCUUCUUGGACUCGAAUUCGACGAGCUGGGCUAGCAUUACUGGGCACGCCACCGUCACUAAUGACCCAGAGCUCGUGAAGAAGCUGUGGAGUCCUACGCUCUCUGGGUACUUUGCAGACUUGCAGGAUGGAGUACACAAUUCAACUCCAUCCGACCCACGCAUCAGCAUCAUCACGGUGAAGACUCAGUCGGUGCGAUAUUGGUAUAGCACACAAGGUGCUGUAUCACACGCCCUCGACACGGCACGCGCCGCCGUUACUGGUAAACUCACCGUCCCAGGCGAGCUCUACACCCUCUCUUCCCAAGAGAUCCAAAAAGUGUGCGCUUCAAACAAGCCUUACAGUGCUAUGUGA